GAUUUCAAUGUUCGGGUUUUGGUUUUGACCCUCGCAGCUCCCCGUAGCCUUGAGGCGUUGACUGCUUGGAUUGUUAUUGGACUUUCUACACCGAACCUCGGCUUUUCUCAUCUUUCUUUGACUGAUUCGCGGACACGGCGGAGGCGAGUGGCGGCAGCAGAGCUGUGUUCGGUCGGCGGGGCGCGCCGUUUGUGGGCUGCUGUAAGUUAGCGGUCACCCGCAAAAUGUUAGCCUGCUCCCACCGCUGACAGCAGUGAACAGGUCAGUGGACCCCGACUGACAGAAUGACCACGAGGGGGGGAGGAACUGCUCUGACACGCCGGAACUACCGGCUGGCUUCAGACACGGACAAACCCAGAACCACAGGUAUCGUGAAUGAGAAGCUGCUCAGCGAUUAUUUGCAUCACGUCUUUCCUUCCGCCAAACCUGGAGCUACUCCGGCCACGCUCAGGAAGCCUCUUGGUUUCCAGGAUCUUGGCGCUCACUUGGACCGGCUGCUGUCUGAAGAAGAGCCUACAGAAGACGGCAGAGAUCAGCAGGUGGAUGGGCGUGUGGGUCCUCAGCCCGUGGUUCUGGAUCACACCAGCGGCUUUGAAGGCCUUCUGUUUGUGGACGAUGACUUGCUCGGGGUGAUCGGCCACAGCAACUUCAGCUCCAUUAGGGCGACUACGUGUGUCUACAAAGGGAAAUGGGCCUACGAGGUUCUGAUCUCCUCUCAGGGUCUGAUGCAGAUCGGCUGGUGUACUCUGAACUGUCGCUUUAAUCAGGAGGAGGGCGUGGGCGACACUCCAGACUCCUACGCCUACGAUGGAAACAGAGUGCGGAAGUGGAACGUGACGACCACCAACUACGGGAAGUCAUGGGCAGCUGGAGACAUCGUCAGCUGUCUGGUCGACCUGGAUGAAGGAACCAUCACGUUCUGCCUUAAUGGACAGUCUUUGGGGACGGCCUUCACCAACAUCAAGAUGGGUCCUGGUAUUGCUUACUUCCCCGCCAUCAGCCUCUCCUUCAAAGAGUCGGUGGCCUUCAACUUUGGCAGCAGGCCACUCAGAUACCCCGUAGAAGGUUACCUGCCCUUGCAGGACCCCCCCACCGCUGACCUGACCAAGGCCCACAAGCUGCUGGGCUUCAUCAAGAACGUCCUGUCCACCUCCUUUGACACCCAGGAGGAGAAGCUGCUGGAGAAGGACUGCGCCACGUGGAAGCUCCACGGGGAACCCACCGUACUGGUCACCCUGGCUCACAUCUUCAACCACUUCGCUCCUCUCAUGUGUAAAGUCUACCUCGUGGAGGACGUCCUGAUGAACUUCCUGUUGGGGAUCCUGGAGGGGGGCGGCUCUGUGGAUGAACACCCGCUCAUCCAGCAGCUGCUCGACCUCUUCUGGCUGUUGAUGGAGGACCAUGAGGUGAACGAAUGUCUCAAGCAGCUGAUGAUGUCUCUGCUGCGCGCGUACCGCUUCUCCCCGAUCAUCCCUGACUUGGGUUUUCAGAUCCACUACCUGCGAUUGACCACUGCCAUCCUUCGCCAUGAGAAGUCCAGGAAGUAUCUGCUCAACAACGUCUUGUUUGACGUGCUGCGGUCUGUCGUCUUCUUCUACAUCAAGACCCCUCUCAGGGUAAAGGAGGCGGGGCUUGAGGAGCUCAUCCCCACCACCUGGUGGCCGACACAUUUUGACAAGGAGGGUAAAGACGAGCGUGACCCCAAAGACGAGAGUGCGGAUGAGCGACUGAGGCGGCGAGCCUAUGAGAGAGGCUGCCAGAGGCUGAAGAAGAGGAUCGAAGUGGUGGAGGAGCUGCAGAUCCAGAUCCUGAGGCUGCUGCUCAACAACAAGGACAAAACCACGGGGGAGGCUUCCCGGUACAUUUUCCUCAAUAAGUUCAGGAAGUUUCUGCAGGAGAACGCCAGCAACAGAGGGCACCCCACAGCGCUGUGUCCCCCCGAGUACAUGGUGUGUUUCCUGCAUCGCCUCAUCACGGCGGUGAGAGCCUGCUGGGACGAAGCCUGCAGGAAGACUCCGAGCAGCCUGAGCAGUGAAGAUGCUUACGUUCCCCCUCAGCUUUUCUACAAUGGAAAGGUGGACUACUUUGACCUGCAGAGACUUGGAGGACUUCUGUCCCACUUGAAGAAGACUCUCAAAGAUGAUUUGGCCAGUAAAGCCAACAUCCUCAUCGACCCUGCAGAGAUCCAGGCUGCAUCCAUGGAUGAUCUGGACGAGGACGAGGAGAGCGGAGCAGCACAGAGGCCGUUUGGUGCAGCAGCCAUGGGGAGCACUCUGGUCAGGCCCAGCUGGCUGAGUUCUCCCACCCCGGGCCGGGCCAACCGGUUUCUGAGCACUGCAGCCGUCAGCCUGAUGAUGCCCAGACGGCCGCUGGCUCAACCCGAGAAGGUCAAAGUGCGCAGCCUGCCGGUGGAGCAGCGCACGGAGGAGGACAUUGAGGGAAGUCAUGGUAACGAUGGCCUGUUGCUGGGGCGACCGCAGGAGGAGCCUGAUCAGCCAAUGUCUGACAAGUCCCUGCUGGAGAUCAUUGAUGGAAUUGUGAUGAUGUACAAUCUGAGCGUCCAUCAGCAGCUCGGAAAGAUGGUGGUGGUGGCAGAUGACGUGCACGAGUACGCCGUGGCUCUGAAGGACACGGAGGAGAAGAUCGCUCGCUGCCCUCCCAGACGUGCAGACAUCAUGGAGGAGCUCCAGAAGAGUCAGAAAGUUUUUGCAGAGAAAUUGAACCACUUGAGCCGCCGUCUGGCCUGGAUCAACGCCACCAUAUACUCUAAGGAGAAAAUGCUCGAUGUGUACUGGCUGCUGUGUGUUUGCAUUCGCACCAUCGAGCACGCCGACAACACCGGUUCUUUGUUUGCCUUCACACCUGAGUUCUACCUCAACGUGGCGAUGAAUGCAUACAGCGCCCUGAAGAACUACUUCAGCCCUGCCAACAGCAUGGAGGAGCUGCCAGGCUACGAGGAAACCCUGACUCACCUCGCUGCUAUCCUCGCGAAGCACUUUGCAGAUCCACGCAUCGUUGGAACAGAUAUCAAAGACUCGCUGAUGCAGGCCCUGGCCAGCUAUGUCUGCUACCCACAAUCCCUCAGAGCUGUGGAGAGAAUCCCGGAGGAGCAACGCGUCGCCAUGAUGAGGAACCUGCUGGCUCCGUAUGAACAGAGACCCUGGGCUCAGACUAACUGGAUCCUGGUCCGACUCUGGAGGGGUUGUGGGUUCGGUUACAGAUACACACGUCUGCCUCACCUGCUGAAGACCAAACCUGAGGACGCCAACCUGCCCAGCCUGCAGAAGCCGUGUCCAUCAUUGCUGCUCCAAAGACACAUGGCAGAGCUGCUGAGUCUGGACAAAGACAUGGCAGCCUCGUUCCUCAACAGCGUCUUGAACCAGCUGAACUGGGCCUUCUCAGAGUUCAUUGGGAUGAUCCAAGAGAUCCAGCAGGCUGCAGAACGCCCGGAGAGGAACUUUGUGGACACCCGUCAGCUGAAGGUGUGUGCAACCUGCUUUGACCUGUCUGUCAGCCUGCUGCGGGUUCUGGAAAUGACGGUCACUCUGGUACCAGAGAUCUUUCUGGACUGGUCGCGUCCUUCUGCAGAGCUGCUGCUGCGGCGACUAGCUCAGCUUCUGAACCAGGUCCUAAACAGAGUGACGGCUGAGAAGAACCUGUUUGAUCGAGUCGUGAACCUCAGACUGCCAGGUCUGGAGAGUGUGGACCACUACCCCAUCCUAGUCGCUGUUACAGGCAUCUUGGUCCGGAUCCUGGUGGAUGGAGAGCGACAGGGGACAUCCCGAGCUGCCUCUGUUCUACUUGCUGACCCAUGCUUCCAGCUCCACUCCAUCCAGCACCUCCUGGGGGAAGCAGGAGAUUCCUCCAGCUCAUCAACAGCGGCAGCCCCCACCCUGACUGCCUUGGGCUCCUCUGUGGCGCCUCCUCCAGCUGCUGGAAGCUCAGGGUCCUCUGAGCGCAAACACUUCUCCCUGCAUGCAUACACGGACUACAUCAGCGAGGAGGAGCGGCAGAAGGUGGAGCACAUGCUGACGUUUCUGACCGAGGAGUCCAAGCAGGCGGCAGCGUCCACGGCUCCGACCAGCGAGGAAGACCUCUGCCCCAUCUGUUACGCCCACUCCAUCUCUGCCAUCUUCAAGCCGUGCUCGCACAAGUCCUGCAAAGCCUGUAUCAACCAGCAUCUGAUGAACAAGAAGGACUGCUUCUUCUGCAAAGCCACCAUCACCGGGGUGGAAGACUACAGCAAGCCGGCCUCCUCCUAACACAACAGACACACACGACGUUAGGUAGACAAACACUCCUCACAUCAGUCAGCCCAAAGAUGAGUUACGUUUGACUUUUAUUUUUAAAAUGUGUUACAUGUUUUGUCAAAGAAGCUGCACACUUCUUUUUUUAUGAAGCACGCAAAUAAAAAGUUGUGUGUGAGUGAUCCUCACAGCAACACCUGAACCACACGACGCACACGUGUCCUUCAGACUGCCGUGUGACGAGAAAGCUGGUUAGACUCAAGCUUGUGUGAGUCUGUUGUGGGUUUUUGUUGUGAAACUGUAGAUGUAGACGAGUGAGGGGAGCUGGCUUGGUGUUCUGAUUCAAAAGAGGCUCUGCAGAAAAAAAACAGACAAACAGCACGUAGACACACAUGCAUGCCCGAAUACAGAGGCUGCAGAUACAGAAAAAAUAAUAAUAAUAAUAAUUUCUUGUUCAUCGAAGUGGAACAGACUCACAAACACAUUGGAAACACUUUUGAUUUUCUGAACCGGAUUUGUUCAACGCUGGGACUUUGUGAUGACGUGUAAGAACUUUUAAAACCGAAGAGAAGCAUCUCUCCAGCAACUUCAGGGACAAUCAACUCUUGAGCAUCAACUCUGCUGCAGGAUCCUGAAAAAGUCCCUGAAUCCAACGAGGAGAAGUCCGUGUCAUCGGCUUAGUCACGCGGUCAAAUCCAGAGAUUUUUCAUGACCAUCGGGAAUGUUACACCUCUGAAGCUGCUCAACUGCUCGUCUUUUCUGAGUGUGUUUGUGUGAUCUGCACCGGAAGUAAGGACUGCAGGUUUACAGGUUUCUUUGUUGAGACGCAAAUAUGUCCACAUGAAACUGCAUUAAAUUAUUUGUUUAGACCUUU
Oryzias melastigma (Indian medaka) is the source of this 5121-nucleotide messenger RNA. RefSeq names its product E3 ubiquitin-protein ligase RNF123. The record is from RefSeq and is a predicted model, not a curated record. Gene Ontology annotation, cellular component: cytoplasm. Gene Ontology annotation, molecular function: ubiquitin-protein transferase activity; protein binding. Bases 285 to 4262 code for a protein of 1325 amino acids. The transcript has 40 exons. NCBI's taxonomy places the organism in Eukaryota, Metazoa, Chordata, Actinopteri, Beloniformes, Adrianichthyidae.